Molecule: messenger RNA, 1053 nt
Organism: Stylophora pistillata
Lineage: Eukaryota; Metazoa; Cnidaria; Anthozoa; Scleractinia; Pocilloporidae
Product: monoglyceride lipase
Source: RefSeq, a predicted model, not a curated record
UGCAUUAAUGCAUCACCAAUGAGUUGUUUUGUACACAUUAAGCGCUUUAACACGCUCUACUAAGCUAGCUGUGGUUAUGAUUUGUUGUUAUUUCACCCAAAGCACUGAUCGCUGUAGCUUUUGCUCAAGUUAGUUACCGAACUAAAGCGCGAAAUGGCCAACCUGCAAGUUAUUUCUGAGGAGGGUUCUUUCAAAAAUGCUGAUAGACAGAAAAUUUUCACCAAAUAUUGGAAACCCAGUGAGAGGAAACCGAGGGCAUUGAUUUUCAUCUGUCAUGGACUUGGAGAGCACUGUUCUCGUUAUGAAAGACUGGGAAAAGCUUUGGCAGAGCAAGGUUAUCUGGCUUUUAGUCAUGAUCAUGUUGGCCAUGGCCAUAGUGAUGGAGAGAGAGUCCAAAUCUCUAAUUUUAACCGCUACAUCAGAGACGUCUUUCAACACAUUGAUCAAGUUACAGCAACCCACUCUGGAAUACCUGUGUUUAUCUUUGGGCACUCUAUGGGAGGAACAAUUGCCAUUCAGUCUGUUUUGGAAAGACCUGAUUUCUUCACUGGUGCAGUUUUCAGUGGACCAAGUGUAAAGGCAGAUCCAGCUGUGGUAACUACAUGUUUGGUUUUACUGGGUAAAAUAGCAGCAUGGAUUGCACCAUCGUUUCAGGUUCUGCCGCCAAUUGAUCCCUCAGUAAUAAGUCGUAACCCUGGAGAGGUUAAAAAAUAUGCAGAUGAUCCACUCAACUGGCACGGUGGAUUAAAAGCAAGAUGGGCCAAUGCCAUUCUAAAUGCUAUGGAUGACAUUCAGAAAAAUAUUUCUGCACUUAAGACACCAUUUUUUGUUGCCCAUGGUGAUGAUGAUCAACUGGUUAAGAUUGACAGUUCGAUAUUUCUACAUGAGAAUUCUCCCAGUAAAGACAAGACAUUCAAGAUUUUCAAAGAUUGCCGACAUGAGAUUCUAAAUGAACUGGAAGAAAGCGCAGCUUCAUUCCUGAAAGACAUUCUAGACUGGAUUGAACAAAGAUUACCUGUAGUUUUACAGAUUUAAUAAAUUUGAUAUCAGUGC